Molecule: messenger RNA, 1151 nt
Organism: Geodia barretti
Lineage: Eukaryota; Metazoa; Porifera; Demospongiae; Tetractinellida; Geodiidae
Source: the annotation of a GenBank genome assembly
AAUCGUAACUAAUUUCAGGUCUUUUGCAUUGUCCUACUCUACCUCGUCCUACUAUAUAUGCACAACUAGACACCGUAGCUCUCGACGACACACACACGUCGUGCACAAACUCUCUCUUGUCCUAGCUCACUCUCUUUUCUCUUUACCACUUAGCACACGGGCACACUGCAGAUGUGGAAGUAUUAGUACACACAUGCUGUAUUGUCUGUAUUCCCACCACUACUGGCCGACGAGGGAGCAGUGACAGCUCUCCGAGAAAGAAGCAGCAUGGGUGCCACUAUCCCAACUGCUCCAAGGUGUACAGAAAGACAUCCCACCUUCUGCUGUCACACGGGAGAGCUGCCAUUCAUCUGCCACUGCUGCAGGGUAGUAUUGUCUUUGUGUGCUUGACACAUCACGCUCUUCUCCUCCUAUUAUAUCUCUAAAAGAAUAUUCUCAGCAGGUUGUUCCCUAUGACUGGAAUGUGACACAUAGCACCUCUGCAUAAUAGCUAUUAAUUUGGUGUAUGCUGCCAUAUGGACCACUGCAUACCAAUCUCUGUGUCUUACACCUAUAGGUAUUUAUACCUUCAGGAAUUUGAGUAUGCGCAGCAAUUCUUUUACUAAUGAAGCGGGGUCAGCUGAGGAGUCCUCCCGCUAUAUAAAUAAUGGACGAAAACCAUCUCUCAGAGAUAGUUCCUGGCUUUCCCCACUCAGUUCUGCAUACACCCUCUAGUUGCAGCUCACUGAGGGUGCGUUCCCUUCAUCCCUCCCCAAAGGCAGAUUGCAAAGGAUGGACAUCCCACCCAGGACUACAGAAAUAGGCCUCUCCUACAACUAGAAACUUGGCACAGUAUAUCACUACCCGAUGAAGUUGGAGAAAUUGCUAUGGCCAUUCAAGCACUGGUACAGGAAUACCCCACACAAUAAUCAUCAGUUAGUCUGUGGCCUCUCCCCUCCUGCCUGCAGGUGUGGCACCUCUCUUCCCUGAUUUAGGAGUUCUUCCCUUGUAUGCCAGUGUCUAAAGUCUGAGCUUGCUGCUUUUGACAACGUAAUGUGUUAUACAUUUUUGCAAGAACUUUGACGGAAGGACAAGUGUUUUGACUAUAGCUGGAGAUUGCACUGAAAAAAAUAGUUUUAUAAAGUAUUUGUACUUUUAGCAAGAUUUUGGGC